Xyrauchen texanus (razorback sucker) is the source of this 2539-nucleotide messenger RNA. Its product is annotated as zinc finger protein 883-like. Bases 294 to 2069 code for a protein of 591 amino acids. Gene Ontology annotation, biological process: regulation of immune system process; negative regulation of transcription by RNA polymerase II; regulation of cytokine production. NCBI's taxonomy places the organism in Eukaryota, Metazoa, Chordata, Actinopteri, Cypriniformes, Catostomidae. The transcript has 3 exons. The record is from RefSeq and is a predicted model, not a curated record.
UGAUGAUGCAGAAGAAAAAUAUACUAGAAUUUUCAUGUUUGUUUAUUUUUCAUCUUCGCAUCAUUGGACAAAAGACAGCGGCAUGAUCGAAUAUAUUAAGUACGAAUAUCCAACAUCAGACUUUAAUUGAAACUCAUUAUAUUCCGGACUAAAUACAGUUUAAACAGUAAGUUUGGAUUCAUGUUUAUAAAUGUCACCAAUAUUCUCAUCAUCCUAAACGAAGACUUGUUUCAACACGAACAGGAAUAACUCCAGGUGUUUCAACUGAGAUCUGCGGGAUAAAACAUUGUAAAAUGAUGUUUAUUAAAGAAGAGAGUGAGGACAUGAGUUAUCCAGAAUCAUGCAGUUCAAAUGUCAUGAAAAAUGAAGAUACAGAGGAACAAAGAGAGAUGGACGUGAAAUUGGAAAGACAAGAACUAAAUGAAGUGGAGGAGAAACACCAUCCGUAUCAGACACUUCAUACUUUCAGAACUGAACAAAACACUUUUAGUGGCUCACAAACUGAAAAGAAUUUCUCACAAAAGAGAACUAAAAGAACAAGAACCAAAAAUUAUUUCACCUGCCAUCAGUGUGAGAAAACUUUCACACAGAAAAGUCAUUUUCAGAGUCACAUAAGAAGUCACACCGGAGAGAAGCCUUUCACCUGCCAUCAGUGUGGGAAUACUUUUACACGUAAAGAAAGUGUUACUAAGCACAUGAGAAUUCACACUGGAGAGAAGCCUUUUAAAUGCCAUCAGUGUGGGAAGGGUUUCAGACAGGCAUGCAUUCUCAAAAAUCACCUGUCCUUGCACUCUGAGGAAAAGUCAUAUAGCUGUGAUCAGUGUGGGAAAAAAUGUUCUUCAGCAUCAGUUUUAAGAACACAUCGGAAAAUUCAUCAAAAAGAGAAGCCUUACUUGUGUUCACCUUGUGAAAAGAGUUUUUCUCAUCUGCAAAGUUUAAAAGACCACCAGAGAAAACACACCGGUGUGAAACCUCAUGUGUGCUCUGAGUGUGGUAUGGCCUUUCAUAGACCUUACAACUUGGAACAGCACCAAAGGAUUCACACUGGAGAAAAACCUUACAAGUGUUCAUAUUGUGAAAAAAGUUUCAUUAGUUCAGGAAACCUGAAAAAACAUGAGAGGGUGCAUACUGGAGAGAAGCCGUACCACUGCAACUCAUGUGGAAAAACUUUCACUAUUUCAGGAAACCUGAAGAAACAUGAGAGAGUGCAUACUGGAGAUAAACCAUACCACUGCACUUCAUGUGGGAAGAGUUUCACUGGGUCAGGAAACCUAAAAAAACAUGAGAGAGUGCAUACUGGAGAGAAGCCAUACCACUGCACUUCAUGUGGGAAGAGUUUCACUACAUCAGGAAACCUGAAAGUACAUGAACGAGUGCAUACUGGAGAGAAGCCAUACCACUGCACUUCAUGUGGGAAGAGCUUUACACGUAAAGACAGUGUUACUAAGCACAUGAGAAUUCACACUGGAGAGAAGCCUUUUAAAUGUCAUCAAUGUGGGAAGAGUUUCAGACAGGCAUGCAUUCUCAAAAAUCACCUGUCCUUGCACUCUGAGGAAAAGUCAUAUAGCUGUGAUCAGUGUGGGAAAACAUUUUCUUCAGCAUCAGCUUUAAGAACACAUCGGAAAAGUCAUCCAAAUGAGAAGCUUUACUUGUGUUCACCUUGUGGAAAGAGUUUUUCACAUCUGCAAAGUUUAAAAGACCACCAGAGAAAACACACCGGUGUGAGAAAUCAUGUGUGCUCUGAGUGUGGUAUGGCCUUUCAUAGACCUUACGACUUGGAACUGCAUCAAAGAAUCCACACUGGAGAAAAACCUUACAAAUGUUCAUAUUGUGAAAAAAGAUUCACUAGUUCAGGAAGCCUGAAAAAACAUGAGAGGGUGCAUACUGGAGAGAAGCCGUACACCUGUACUUCAUGUGGGAAGAGUUUCACUAUUUCAGGAAACCUCAAGAAACAUGAGAGAGUGCAUACUGGAGAGAGGCCGUACCACUGCACUUUAUGUGGGAAGGGUUUCAUUGGGUCAGGAAACCUGAAAAAACAUGAGAGAGUGCAUACUAGAGAGAAGCCAUGACACUGCACUUCAUGUGGGAAGAGGUUCAGACACAUAAGUAAUCUAUUGCCCCACAGAAGAAAUUAUUGUCCUGAGUUGUCACAGUGAGCAAAGUUCGUCUUUGUUUGCCAUGGAAAUAGUAUGAAAUUAAGAAAAAACGAUAUGUAGUUCCUCUCAAAAGAAAAAUUACAAUGAAUUGAAAAAAGUUGCAGCUGGUCGAAAUAGUGUUGUUGAGUGAAAAAAACAUUGAUUAGCUGCAUCCCUGUAUAAGUCGCACUGAUGCUGUUGUAUGCGGCAGGCAUUAGGGCCCAAUAGCAUCCACCCGACUUCCCUACAGCCACUCCACAUGUCAGACUCGCUCCGUGAAGAUUACCUCAGGAUCUAUGCAUCGUAUCACACCGUAUUUGGCCUUGUUUUGAUUGGGAGAAUCAUCUGUACCAGUUUUUUAUACUCAGUUUGUUUCAUGAAAAAAUGUUCAAGCCACAUCUUUU